This is a messenger RNA of Tachysurus fulvidraco (yellow catfish), 2140 nucleotides long. It is a transcript of the gene prpsap1, whose product is annotated as phosphoribosyl pyrophosphate synthetase-associated protein 1. Gene Ontology annotation, molecular function: magnesium ion binding; ribose phosphate diphosphokinase activity. Lineage: Eukaryota; Metazoa; Chordata; Actinopteri; Siluriformes; Bagridae. The coding region runs from base 177 to 1286 and encodes 369 amino acids. The transcript is spliced from 11 exons. Gene Ontology annotation, cellular component: cytoplasm; ribose phosphate diphosphokinase complex. The record is from RefSeq and is a predicted model, not a curated record. Gene Ontology annotation, biological process: 5-phosphoribose 1-diphosphate biosynthetic process; purine nucleotide biosynthetic process.
CAGAAUCCAGUCCUGCUCUCUCUGUAUGUGCGGUUCUCCAAACCUCCCGGCGGCAGUAAAGGCGAUUUUUGUCUCAAGUAGCAGCAUAAACCUGUGGUAAAAAAAAGAGAAGAAAACGAUAAAAUAUCUUACAGUCUAAAGUUUAUAUUGUUAGAAUUUGUUUACUUUUAUUCACAAUGAACGUGCCGAAAAGCGGUUAUCGUGUCUUCUCUGCUAACUCCACUGCAGCAUGCACCGAGCUUGCUAAGAAGAUUACAGAGCGUCUUGGCGUGGAGUUGGGCAAGUCUGUUGUGUACCAGGAGGCAAAUAGAGAGACUAGAGUUGAUGUAAAAGAGUCUGUUCGAGGCCAAACCAUCUUUAUUAUCCAGACCAUUCCCAGAGAUGUUAACACCGCGAUCAUGGAGCUGCUCAUCAUGGCAUAUGCACUGAAGACCUCCUGCGCCAAAAACAUUAUUGGAGUUAUCCCUUAUUUUCCGUAUAGCAAGCAGUGCAAGAUGAGGAAGAGAGGAUCCAUAGUAUGCAAACUUUUGGCGUCCAUGCUCGCCAAAGCAGGUUUAACACACAUCAUCACUAUGGACCUGCAUCAGAAGGAGAUCCAGGGUUUCUUCACUUUCCCUGUGGAUAACCUGCGUGCUUCUCCGUUCCUAUUACAGUACAUUCAAGAAGAGGUCCCUGAUUACAGAAAUGCCAUUAUUGUUGCAAAGUCUCCAUCUGCUGCAAAAAGGGCUCAAUCAUAUGCGGAGAGGCUGCGUCUGGGCCUGGCUGUAAUUCACGGAGAGCCUCAGUGCUCCGAAUCGGACAUGGCAGACGGACGACACUCUCCUCCUUGUGUGCGCAACACUUCAGGCCACCCAGGCCUUGAGCUGCCAUGCAAGCAACAAGCUCCGUUCCCAGGCAUAGAGCUUCCAAUGAUGAUGGCCAAGGAGAAACCUCCCAUCACAGUGGUGGGUGAUGUUGGAGGACGCAUCGCCAUCAUAAUCGAUGACAUCAUAGAUGAUGUGGAAGACUUUGUGGCAUCGGCUGAGAUCCUGAAGGAGAGAGGAGCCUAUAAGAUUUACAUCAUGGCCACCCAUGGCCUGCUGUCAGCCGAUGCUCCACGCCUCAUCGAGGAGUCUGCCAUAGAUGAGGUGGUGGUGACGAAUACCGUCCCACACGAGGUGCAGAAGCUGCAGUGCCCCAAGAUCAAGACUGUGGAUGUGAGCAUGAUCCUUGCCGAAGCCAUUCGUCGCAUUCACAACGGCGAGUCCAUGGCUUACCUGUUCCGCAACAUCACUGUAGACGAUUAGACUGAGCUGUGACCUCACUGCGGAAGGAACGUCUAUACUUUCUCCUGGAAGUGGCAGGUUUUCUUUAAAAACAAUAAUUUAAUCCAAGAAUAUUAUUUUAUUUAAAUCUAUAUGAAACUAAUCGUUUAAGGCAAGGUUAAAUACAACCAUUAAGUUACGUUCAUUUUAGGAACUGACAGUAACUGUUGCUGUUAUACAUUUGCACUAUUAGAAGUGAUACUACAGCACCUGAUACAUAUGCAUACGAGUUUUAAAGCUUACUGAAGUAGCCUGCCAGCUAAAGGCAUUCAGUCAGAACUGAUUACAGAACUGAUAACAAACAAAUUUUGUUUCAGAAAGUAAAAAAAAAAGAAUGCUUGAGCCAAUAUGACUUAAAAAAUGUAAACCUAAAACUUGCAUGUCUUUGUGUCUAAGCCAUGCGGUUUCCGUCAUGUCAUUGUUGUGUACUGUACCUAUACUUUGCGACUUGUGCACAUUUUUCAUUUGACUGAUUACAGAGUUGCUACGGUUCAUUUCUCUACCGUUCAGCUCUUUCCACGCAUUUACUUUUCACAGUGUUCUUUGCAACAUCUCCCCAUCACUUCCACUUCCUGUUCGUAGCUUAUUCCUGUUGUGUGGCAUUCAGACAGGUGGUGAGUGAGUGUGACUCUGUGAGAGCGACAGCAGUUGCUUUGGCAACCAUAUUCAAAGUUAUUUCCUUGUUAUUCUUUUGUAUCUGCUGGCUUUCAGCUCAUCUGGGCUGCAGUCCAACUAUUCAAAAUGGAUUUCUUUUUUCCUUUUUCUUUUUGUGAAAUUAUUUCACUGAAGUUGAUUUAUUACCAUAUUUUUGUAAAUAAAGAAAAGGGUUGAAUUUU